CAUCCCCGCAUCCAGCAGCCAUGGGGAAGAUCACCUUCUACGAGGACCGGGGCUUCCAGGGCCGCCACUACGAGUGCAGCAGCGACCACGCCAACCUGCAGCCUUACUUGGGCCGCUGCAACUCAGUGCGUGUGGACAGCGGCAGCUGGAUGAUCUAUGAGCAGCCCAACUACCUGGGCUGCCAGUACUUCCUGCGGCGCGGCGACUACCCCGACUACCAGCAGUGGAUGGGCCUCAACGACUCCGUUCGCUCCUGCCGCCUCAUCCCCCACGCUGGCUCUCACAGGAUCAGACUUUAUGAGAGGGAAGAUUACAGAGGCCAGAUGAUAGAGAUCACUGAGGACUGCUCCUCUCUUCAGGACCGCUUCCACUUCAAUGAGAUUUACUCUCUCAAUGUGCUGGAGGGCUCCUGGGUCCUCUAUGAGUUGCCCAGCUACCGGGGAAGGCAGUAUCUGCUGAGGCCGGGGGACCACAGGCGCUACCAUGACUGGGGGGCUGUGAAUGCUAAAGUGGGCUCCUUGAGGAGAGUCAUAGAUUUCUACUGAAAUAAGUGCAUCAUUUCUCAAUCUGGAAAGUAAUAAAAUAUUUUCUGUUUUCCUGGCAA
Molecule: messenger RNA, 604 nt
Organism: Aethalodelphis obliquidens (Pacific white-sided dolphin)
Lineage: Eukaryota; Metazoa; Chordata; Mammalia; Artiodactyla; Delphinidae
Product: gamma-crystallin D
Exons: 3
Coding region: 21-545 (174 amino acids)
Biological process (GO): lens development in camera-type eye; visual perception
Molecular function (GO): structural constituent of eye lens
Source: RefSeq, a predicted model, not a curated record